Sclerotinia trifoliorum is the source of this 1761-nucleotide messenger RNA. The record is from the annotation of a GenBank genome assembly. Lineage: Eukaryota; Fungi; Ascomycota; Leotiomycetes; Helotiales; Sclerotiniaceae.
UUAUAAGAUGCAUCUUGCACUCACCUGAAUUUGUUCUCUAUCAUCUCAAGUUCUUCGUGACAAUUACCUCCAUUUGGCAGUGGGCCUCUACUUCAUCUGUCUACAAUUUCUGCGCGUUCUUCUUGUUUUAUGACAGUGAAUCUAGGACCGAGGUUCAUUUGCUCCUUCCUUACUUCUUAUCUUCUUUGACACUGCUUCAAUCCUGUGUUCUUGAUAGUAUCUUCAAUUCAUCGGCCCACUAUGUACAUCUCGACAACACUCCUCACUGCCUUUCUGGCCAGCACAGUCAGUGCAUGGCUGCCAGGUGAUAAAGAGCUCCGUUCUAAAGAGGGUGUUUCUCUCUUCGAUCCACAAGCGAAAAACUCAACAACCCGUCGCUGGACUCCGGCAUCUGGCAAAAUCAGAGGUGUUAACCUUGGAUCUCUCUUCGUCUUUGAACCAUGGAUCGCCGAAGACGCCUGGUCCGCUAUGGGCUGUGGACCGUAUGCAUCCGAAUUCGAUUGUGUAUCUGGCUUGGGACAAGCGAAAGCUAAUUCCGCGUUCCAAAAUCAUUGGAAAACUUGGAUUACUGCUGAUGAUAUUGCACAAAUGGCAAGUUUCGGUAUCAACACGGUUAGAAUCCCAGUCGGAUACUGGAUAAUGGAAAGUUUGGUUUAUUCCGAUAGUGAACACUUUCCUCAAGGAGGUUUAAGAUAUCUUGAGAGUAUCUGCGACGCAGCUGCUAAUGCUGGAUUUUACAUCAUCAUUGAUAUGCAUGGAGCGCCCGGAGCACAAGUUGCAUAUAACGCUGACACUGGACAAAAUGCUCCAACUCCAGGUUUCUACGUUGAUUACCAAUAUGCUCGAGGAGAAAAGUUUGUUUCUUGGCUCGCGACCAACAUUCACCAAAAUAAUGCUCUCAGAAAUGUUGGCAUGAUUGGCAUUGUGAAUGAACCAGUCCAAGAUGCUGGAAAGGCUGCGGAUAUGAUUUCAACUUAUUACCCUGCGGCUUACAAGGCGAUUCGAGAUGCGGAGAACGCGUUGGGUGUUACCUCAAAUAAUUACUUGCACGUUCAAGCUAUGGAUCAGGGAUGGGGUUCUGGUGAUCCGAAUUCCGGGUUUGGGGAUGGCGUUUUCUUGGCUUGUAAGUUUCCCCAUUCAUUGUGACAUGCUUCACGUACCAUAUUACCAUAUUCUCAUAAAAGUACCCCUCUUCUAACCAAAAUUCCCCGCUAGACGACGAGCACCGCUAUCUAAAAUGGUCUACCGUCUCCGUCUCCAAAGAGGCCUACCUUAAAUCCUCCUGCACAUACGAUCCGAUUUCCAGCACGGGCGGUCCAACAGUCGUAGGCGAAUUUUCAAUCUCUCCUCCAGACGACGUUCAAGAUAAUGGAGACUGGUCCACAUCCACCCAAGGUGCAUUCUACAAAAAAUGGUUCAAGGCACAAGUCAUGGGAUAUGAAAAUCAUGCAUUAGGAUGGAUUUUCUGGACGUGGAAAUCUCAAUUGAAUGAUUAUCGAUGGAGUUAUCAGGAUGCGGUGCGGGCGGGCAUUAUCCCGAAGGAUUUGGAUAGUGUGGCCGGGAGUGGGGCUUGUAAUGGUUAUUAGGGGAAAGGAAAGGGGAGGAAAGGUUUAUGGCGUGUUUUGAUAGGAGCGGAAGAGCAAAAAAUUAUGUACGAGUAGCGACGUUUGUAAGAUUACAGUCGAGACGAUGUAUUAUUAUCUUCAUAUUUGCAAUGGCAAUACACUUGGUCCACACACAGCACACGGUACAUUUUUGGGA